This is a messenger RNA of Pyrus x bretschneideri (Chinese white pear), 1213 nucleotides long. RefSeq names its product glutathione S-transferase zeta class-like. The record is from RefSeq and is a predicted model, not a curated record. Gene Ontology annotation, cellular component: cytoplasm. The transcript has 11 exons. The coding region runs from base 159 to 854 and encodes 231 amino acids. Gene Ontology annotation, molecular function: glutathione transferase activity; maleylacetoacetate isomerase activity. Gene Ontology annotation, biological process: glutathione metabolic process; L-phenylalanine catabolic process. NCBI's taxonomy places the organism in Eukaryota, Viridiplantae, Streptophyta, Magnoliopsida, Rosales, Rosaceae.
AAGUAAUAGAGCAAGCUGUGGUUCAACUCAAUCCUCGCCUUGGUAUCUGUCUGUCAGAACUCAAAACAUAAUAGAAUAGUUUGCCUGUCAAACCUCAAAAGUCGAAAACUCAGGGUGGGCUGAGGCUGAUGCUGCUCUGCUGCGUUUAAUUUAUCAAAAUGAUGGAAGCACAGGAGGUGGAGGUGGAGGCGCAGGCGGCGACUGAAAGUGGCGAUCAACAACUCAAGCUUUAUUCCUACUGGAGGAGCUCUUGCGCCUACCGUGUUCGAAUUGCUCUCAACUUGAAAGGGUUGAAAUACGAGUACAAAGCUGUAAACCUACUGAAGGGAGAGCAAUUCAGUCCGGAGUUCAGAAAGCUGAAUCCGCUCGGGUAUGUGCCUGUGCUUGUGGAUGGGGACACCCUUGUUGCUGACUCAUUUGCCAUCCUAAUGUAUUUAGAAGAAAAGUACCCGCAACAUCCAUUGUUACCGCUCGAUCUUCAGAAAAAAGCUAUCAAUUACCAGGCUGCAAAUAUUGUUUCCUCAAGCAUACAACCUCUACAAAAUCUGGCUGUACUGAAGUACAUUGAAGAAAAAGUUAGUCCCGAUGAGAAACUUGAAUGGGUUAAAGUUCAUAUUGGAAAAGGCUUUUCAGCACUUGAAGAACUGCUGAACAACCAUGCAGGAAAAUAUGCAACUGGAGAUGAAGUUUACAUGGCAGAUUUGUUUCUGGCACCCCAGGUUUAUGCAGCCAUUAGGUUCCAGCUAGACAUGACUCAGUUCCCCCUUUUGGCCAGGUUGCAUGAGGCAUACAAAAAGAUACCGGCAUUCCUAGAUGCUAUACCAGAAAAGCAGCCGGAUGCUCCUUCUCCAUAGUUAAAAAAUUGUGUUGAAGAGGGACCCUGUUUGAAAUCGUCGGUUCCAUUCUUCUUAAACUUCCUUUUAAAAAUCAGAUGAAGCUUGUCCAUCCCAAAGUCCAGCAUAAAGGGUCGACAAUUAAGGUCUGAGUUGAGGCAUUUGAAAUGUUGUAUAUCACUCAGGUGUUGGUCCUGUCCAAAUAAGGAUUAUCCCAUGAUGGAACAAUGAUGAAACUGUAGAAUGUUGUGUUUGAAACGUUGAGUGAUGUAAUGGUUUGGAAUGUCUGUCAAACUAGUCUUUUGAAGUACACAUCAAAUGUACUUGGACGAUACAGCUUCCUGUAUUCUCGAUACAAUGACUUGUCAGUUGUUUAGCAA